Messenger RNA from Xiphophorus couchianus (Monterrey platyfish), 5029 nucleotides. It is a transcript of the gene tp53bp1, whose product is annotated as tumor protein p53 binding protein, 1. Bases 201 to 4925 code for a protein of 1574 amino acids. The transcript is spliced from 29 exons. Gene Ontology annotation, molecular function: histone binding. Gene Ontology annotation, cellular component: nucleus. The record is from RefSeq and is a predicted model, not a curated record. Gene Ontology annotation, biological process: positive regulation of transcription by RNA polymerase II; DNA damage checkpoint signaling. NCBI's taxonomy places the organism in Eukaryota, Metazoa, Chordata, Actinopteri, Cyprinodontiformes, Poeciliidae.
AUAAAUGCUUGUGCAUCUUUACGUGCCAUGCGUCCCACACCCUGACUCUCAGCAAAACAGAGGCACGGCAGGGCUGAGCGAUGUUUGACGCGCUCCUAUUACAACCAGCGGGACCCUGAAACAAAUUGGAAAGCCCAGGAGCGGACAUAUUGAUUCCGAAGCUCACAACAGUCGCCGUCUCCUGCCCUCGGCCUGACCUCAUGGAUCCCGGUGGAAGCGAACUGGACUCCAGCCUGCCUCAGCCGGAGAACCCGUGCCUGAUAGUGGAAGAUUCCCAGCCGGACAGCGUCGGUCUGGAGGACGACCCGGAGAGCAGCUACCGAGCGCUGCUAGCCCGCCGCCUGUCCAGCCUGCAACCGGCCGCCCGCAGCCCGGUUCUGGAACUGAUAUCAUCACCACCAGGAAGUAGAUGCUCCCAAACUGACAGCCAAUCAGAGAGUAACACCCAGGCUGAACCAGAGGUCAUGGCUGCAGCCAACCCCAACUCACUGCUGCAGGAGGAGAGUCAAGUUAUCAACGUCUGUCCGCAUCCCAGCAAGAAAAAGUUUGUACCUGAGGAUUCUGAAAUGGAUCCUGGAGCCGAUUCUACGACUAACUGUGUUCAGUCUGACGGUGGAUCGUCUCAGUUUGGGUUUCUGGAGCUCUCACAGAGUCAGGACCUAGAAGCUGGCGGGGAUCUCGGCCAUCGCUCUGAAAAGCAGCAGCGUGUUGCCCCCAAAACUUUGCCGCAUCAAGAUAACAAAGCAGUGAGGUCGGAGGUUAGCUCCAGCAGCUCCUCAGAGUCCGUUUGCCAGUCGGGUCGCCAGCUGACCGUCCAGGUUCUGCUGCACUCCCAGAACCUGCAGGAGUCCGAGGAGCCGGACCAGCAGGACUGUGACGUCCUGUCGUCACAGGAAGAUCUGUUCGACGCCGACAAGUCGGGCGGCGGUGUGGACAGCACGGUGUCGGAACCGGAGCAGCCGGCUCGGCCCACCUCGACGCCGGCCCACAGCCUGCAGCUGCUGCAUCUGUCCGGACAGGGAACGCUGGUCCCGGAGAGUCUGUCCCAAAGCUCCGUUGACUACGUCGCCCCAACGCCGGACAACUUCCCCCACACUCCUUUAAUCAUUCCAAGCUCGCCGACCGAAGCGGAAAACGAACGCGACGAGGACAUGGACACCUCGCUUCCGCCGGAGGAGCGAGCUGCGGCGACGGACGAGCCGAUGGAAACGGACGCCGCCUCGAGGCCACACUCACCUACCUCUGCUCCGGUCUCCCAGAAUGCCUCUGGUUCAGAGCGAGCGCUCCCUGUGCCGUCACAGCCAGAGUUCUCUCAUGUACGCAUUUCCAGAGAUGUUUUUGUUCCAACACAGAGCCAAGAAGCUAGCAGGAAGUCUCCAUCGUUGCCUUCUGAGACCCAGUCUUCGCUCCGGGAGUCGUUUCCCUCGGCGCUGCAGCUUUCUGUGAACGCCGAUAGCGGCGACCCGGUUCCGGUGGAGGACGACAGUCAGGACACGCAGAUAGAGGAGCUGGAAGAGCCGCCGGUCGUUGACGCCGCGGCUCUGGAGGAGUCACACCAACCCGGCCGGACUGAGCCGGACCUGCCGCAUGAGUCCGACAGGCAGCAACAGGAAACAGAGACAAAUGUGAACGAAAGCAGCAACACUAACCACUCUGAUGCGGCGGCGAACAGCUGCGUGCAGGAGACGCCGUGCAGCACCACUGAACAGAACCAUUCGACGGACAAAAACAAGAUGGACGACUGUGAGGAAGAGGAGGUCAUGAAGGAGGAGAACGCUGGUGGCGCCUCAGCGAUGGCGCUGGUCCUCUCCGAGAGUCAGCUGAUGUCCCCAGAGCCAAUGGAGGAGGAGAAGAUCCAGGACAGCGUCGUCGUGGCAACCGACGGAGAGAAAGACAGGGCCUCACAGCCGGAGUCCGGCAUUUCGGAGGCCAACGGAGCCAAACGGGCCAUCACGGCUAACGGCCACCGGCAGCAGAGCCAGGAAGAGAGAGCGGAGGACGCCCUGGGCGGGCGAGAAAUGGAGGGCGUCAAAGACAAGAGCCUGAGUGACAGCUCUGGAGACAUUUCUUUCCACUUCACUCUCCCUAAAGAGGGCGAGCUGAUUGGUCCGGCCGUGGGGUCGACGCCGCCGCCGGUCAGCCAGCUGAAGCAGACGCUCAGACACAGCACGCCCAUCGAGAUUGCUCCCUUUUCGGAGAAGCCGUGCGGUGGGGGCGACGACGCGGCGGCUGACGGGGAAGACGGGAAGCUGAGCCUGAGGAUGAAGCUGGUGACGCCGGUGGAGGAGGGCGGCUCCGAACGCUUCAGCCUGCAGAAGCCGGUGCUGUCAGAGGAGGAGGAAGAGUCGGUUGCCACGGUUACGACGGUUUCCACGGCUGUAACCAGCCCGUCGGUGUUCACUCGCGUUCGGCAGGCUCACCGGCAGCAGGGGGCGGAGCAGGACGCUCACCCUGGAAACAACGCCGUCCUCAGGGGGAAACUGUUCGCCUCGCCACAGAGGAACUCCCAGGUUUCUCCGCUGGGAUUCAACAGCCUCCCGAACAGCCAAUCAGAGCCGUCGCAGCCAGACGCGUCGUCGGCGCCGCAGAACAGCCUUAAAAAUGCCGGCGUUCCUGCGGAGCCGACCAGGAAGAGGCGGGAGCCGUCAGAGGCUCCGGAUCUCGGUCCUCUGACCAGCGUGGAGGUGGGGCAGAAGGAGGCGUCCCAGAAGACGCCUGACGGCGCCAACUCUGCCACUCCGUCCAGCAAGGCCCGGCAGCGGAUCGCCUCCCAGCAGACCGGUGUGGACGGGUCGGGCCCUCGCUCUCCUGGCGGCCGGGGCGAGCCGGAGACGCCGUCGAUCAGGAGAACCGCGGCGCCGGCCCACCGUCGGCACGUCCGCACCAUCCAGGAGGUCCGGACCACCGUGACGCGGAUCAUCACAGACGUUUACUACGAGGACGGCAGGGAGGUGGACCGCAGGGUCACAGAGGAGACCGAGGAGCCUGUGGUGGACUGUCAGGUUCUGGACAGCGACAUUUCUCCGUGCCGCACCGGCAGCAGCUCCAUGACCUCCGGUGACCUUGGCGACAUCAGCUCUCUGUCCUCCAAGGCCUCCAGCCUGCAUCACAGCUCCGGCGGGACGAGCGGCAGCACCGGCCUCAGCAGACCCGACUUCGUCAUGCCGCCCAGCAGGGGGUUCCGAUCCGUGAGCCUCAGGAGGGGAGGUGGGCAUCCACAGAGGGGUCACAGGGGUCAAAGGGCGGGGUCGGUGGUCACUGUGGGCAGAGGCGGCAGCAGCUUCGUCCCACUGACCCCUAGAGGAAGGGCCCGAAGGGGCCGGCCUCCGUCCCGCUCCUCCCCGUCCAGGGGCGGCGGCGCCGGCCCGCUGCAGAGGCUCGGCGCUCUCGCCCAGACUCACUCCUCCUCUGAGGACGAGCCGUUUGCCUGCAUGCUGCCCCCGCGGCUCCCCGCCAGCCCGUUGGACGCCGACCCGCCCGGCCGCUCCGACUCCCUGCGCUCGUCGCCGGAUGCGUCGCUGUCGGCCGGCAGAGGCUUCGUCGGUCUGCGCGUCGUCGCCAAGUGGUCGUCCAACGGCUACUUCUACUCUGGUCGGAUUGUGAAGGACGCCGGGGACAGCCGCUUCCGGCUCCGCUUCGACGAUGGCUAUGAGUGCGAAGUGGCGGGGAAGGACAUCCUGCUGUGCGACCCCAUCCCGCUGGAGACGGAGGUCACGGCGCUGCUGGAGGACGAGUACUUCAGCAUCGGGGUCGUGAAGGGCCACAAAACGGAAGGCCAGGAUCUAUUCUACAGCGUGGAGAAGGACGGCCAGAGGCAGUGGCACAACCGGACGGCGGUCAUCCUGUCCCUGGAUCAGGGCAACAAGCUGAGGGAGCAGCACAGCCUGGGGCCCUACGAGCCCACCACCCCGCUCACCAAAGCCUCCGACAUCAGCCUGGAUAACCUGGUGGAGGGGAAGAGGCGGCGCAGAGGAACCCCAGGGGGCGCCAACACGCCGAGCCGCAGCUCCUCCGGCGGCGCCCGGACCCCCGGCCCGUCCGGCAAGAGGAAGCUGGUUCCGUCCGAGGAGAACAAGACGCCGUCUAAGAGGGGGCGAAGAGGGGGAGGAGCCAGAGCUGGCCAGCGGCUCAGCGUGUGCAACACGUCCGGCAGCGGAUCGGACCUGCCGGGUCGGCCCAGCGAUGUCGUGGAGACCCACGGCCCGCUGCCCCAGAACUCGUCUCUGUUCAUGGGCUUCGCCUUCAUGCUGACGGCGUCGUCAGAGGUCGACCGGAUGACCAACAAGGUCACCAGCGACGACGAGGAGGAUUACGUCCAGACGGGUCCGUACAACAAACCGUACACAGAGUCCCAGCUGCAGGCCGGCGGCGGCUUCAUCCUGCCCGACUUCAACGAGGAGCAGUGCAAGGCGGCCUAUCAGAGCCUGCUCAUCGCCGACCAGCACUGCCGUACCAGGAAGUACCUGCUGUGUUUGGCCAGCGGCGUUCCCUGCGUCUCCCACAUCUGGGUGCGUGACUGCUGCAAAGAGAACAAGCUGCUGAACUACAGGAACUACCUGCUGCCGGCCGGCGUCGGCCCCGAAGACGCCAUCGUGGAGUGGCAUCCGCGCUGCAGCCCAUUCAAAGCACUCCGGGUCCUCCUGGUGUCCAAGAAGCCGAACGAGUUGUGGGCCCAGCUGGUGACGAUGGGCGGAGCUUCAUCCGUACGGCAGCACCAGACCGACGGCGAUGCAUCAGAGAUUCCUGCCGGGAAGUACGACGUGGUGGUGGCGGACCACACCUGUCCGCCGGCGGUGGAGCGGAGUGUGACAUCACAGGAAGUGCCGAUUGUGUCUCCGGAGUGGCUGGUCCAGAGUGUAAUCUGUGGGGAGCGUCUGGGUUUUAACAGCCGGCCUCAGUGCUCUUCCUCCCCCUCCUCCUCAUAAUCUGACUGUAAGGCCUUGGACCAAGCUCAGUGUUCUGUUGCAUGCCUCUGCUGUACAUAAACGUGUUUUUAUGGGACAAUAAAUUGUGACAUGUUUCAUUUUAA